AUGUAUGAGAGUACAGAAAAUCCACGAUAUCUUGCUAAAAUUCAGCUUUUACCGUGGGCUGAGCAAUUGGAUGUUGAUUCCCUACUGAGAUCUAUGCGAGAAUAUGAAGUCACUAAGCGUGUAAUACGCCCUUAUAAUCGUAUAUAUAUAAAUAAAACAAAAUAUUAUGUGGUCUUAUUUUGUGAUCCAGAAGAAGGGGGGAUACUAACUGAACAUACCCAAGUUUACACAAACGGAAAGCCAAUUGUCCCUCUGAAGAAAGUUCACUUUUUAGCUUUACCUCCGUUUAACGCAUCAACUUCCCCAUUAGCUCAAAGAGUAACUACAAUACGACUGAAUCGUGGCAUUCAGGAGGAAGCAAAUACUGUACCGGAGACAUGUGACAUAUCUAUUGAUGAUAUCAAUACUUUGUGUGAUCGUGAUACUCUAUGCAAGCUUUAUGUAGAGCCAUACUUUAAGAAAUGUAGAAAGGAACCAGUGUAUGUAGGAAGAAGAAUAAAUAUGGAGGGGAUUGUGUUUCUUGUAUGGGCCUGUGAUCCUUGUCAAAUUGGAGUUAUUAAUAAGAAUACAGCUGUUUAUAUUGAUUGGGAUUGUUUUGGUGAAUUCAAGCGUAUUCACGUUAUGCCUUUUUCGGACACUUUGCCUCAAACAUAUUCAUAUGAUAUAUUUCAAGACUACUUAAAGCCCUUCUUGUCACGUUACACAUUUCAUCCAUUUUGUCAGGGUGAAAGUUUUACUUAUAACGGUGUACAAUUUAAAGUUGUAGCUACGGAUCCAGUGGGUGUCAAAGCUAGAAUAGGGGAUAACACUACUAUUUUUUGUCAAGGAAGUUUAACACCAUCAAUUGUGGAUUUAUUACCUAUACAUCUACUUGAAAAUAUUACUAGACUACCCCCAAGAAGCCGUCCUUUUGCUAUAUUACAGGCUUUGACUCACUUGCCUCCUUCUGAUGUUGAUAGAAUAUUUGGUAUGGCUGAUGCAAACAAUAAUAGGGGAGUUAAUAAUGAUGUUAUCUUGACAAUUUCACAGAAAGCAUUCAUUUAUCAUAGCCAAUUACAAGUGGGAUCUAAUAGUGAACCAUCAGAUGAGCCUCCAAUGUGUACUGUAUGUCUAUCCGAAGUUAACAAUGGUGAGAAUGUUGUAAAACUAAAUUGUCAACAUUUGUUUCAUCUCCAAUGUAUUCAAGAAUGGCUUAGAAUGUCCGUUAUAUGUCCUUUAUGCAAAGUUGAUGUAAGGAGUUAA
This is a messenger RNA of Cryptosporidium muris RN66, 1242 nucleotides long. RefSeq names its product zinc finger, C3HC4 type domain-containing protein. The transcript has a single exon. Gene Ontology annotation, molecular function: ubiquitin protein ligase activity. Bases 1 to 1242 code for a protein of 413 amino acids. Lineage: Eukaryota; Apicomplexa; Conoidasida; Eucoccidiorida; Cryptosporidiidae. The record is from RefSeq and is a predicted model, not a curated record.